AUGACUACUUAUCACCCACAAGCCAGUGGGCAAGUAGAGGUUUCUAGCCGAGAAGUCAAAUCGAUUCUUGAGAAGACCGUGAAUCCAACCCAGAAAGAUUGGAGUGCAAGGCUUGACGAUGCCUUAUGGGCUUAUUGCACGACAUAUAAAACACCUAUCGGUAUGUCACUGCAUCUGUUGGUGUAUGGGAAGCCUUGCCAUCUAUUGGUAGAGUUAGAGCAUAAGGCUUGGUGGGUUGUGAAGAAGUGUAACAUGGACAUGGUUGCUGCAGGACAACAACGAUUACUUAAAUUGCAGGUGUUAGAAGAAAUUCACAAUGAGGCAUAUGAGAGUUCGAAGAUCUACAAGGAGAAGACCAAAGUGUUUCAUGAUAAGCAUAUUCUUCGAAAGAGUCCAUUCAUUGUCACCAAGGUCUUUGCUCGUGGAGCAGUAGAAGUUACAAGCCCAAGUACCAGAAAUUCUUUCGAGGUGAAUGGUCAUAGAUUGAAGCCAUAUUACGAAUCGAUGGAGGAAGAACAAGCUACUAUGAUUCACCUCGUCGAUUUGAAAUAUGUGGAUGAAGAGUGA
Humulus lupulus (European hop) is the source of this 567-nucleotide messenger RNA. RefSeq lists its product as uncharacterized. Lineage: Eukaryota; Viridiplantae; Streptophyta; Magnoliopsida; Rosales; Cannabaceae. Bases 1 to 567 code for a protein of 188 amino acids. The transcript is spliced from 2 exons. Gene Ontology annotation, molecular function: nucleic acid binding. The record is from RefSeq and is a predicted model, not a curated record.